CAUUGCGCAGAUCUCCAGCGGACCGUUCCUGGCACAGAUGUUGGCGCCUCAUUCCUACUCUGACUCCGCUGGAUCUGACUCGGGAGCGCUCAGUGGAUCCACAAGAUGCGCACUCCAGGCAGGGAGGAGCUUCGGGAAUUUCACACCACUUGUUCCACGCCACUCUUGAGUGAAGACUCGUUUCCCAAAGUAGAUAUUGCGGCGAAAGGUGUUGGUGCAGCCUCAGUAUUGUGGACCUUCCAGUAAAAAUGAGCCCACUUGACACAUCCAACGCCACAGCAGAAGUGGAGCCUAGCGAAAGUGAUCUGUCGUUUUUGUUCAACGACAGCUCUGAUUCAUACCAGCCCGGUUUCAGCUCUGAUGUCACCAAGCACCUUGGAGUCCAAAUCACUCUAAUAAUGGCUUAUUCCUUAAUAAUCCUGCUGGGGCUGCUGGGCAAUUCCCUCGUCAUCUACAUGAUUAUUCGCUACAGAAACAUGCGGACAGUGACCAACUACUUCAUAGCCAACCUGGCUUUGGCAGACCUUCUGAUGGUCACUCUAUGCCUGCCCUUUACUCUGAUUUACACUCUGCUGGAUGAAUGGAAGUUUGGUGCCGUGUUGUGCCACAUGGUCCCGUUUGCCCAAGCUCUGAGUGUUCAUGUGUCCAUCCUGACCCUGACUGUCAUAGCUCUGGAGCGUUACCGCUGCAUUGUCUUCCACCUUGGUCGACGGCUGACCUGGCAUUCCAGCCUCUUCAUCAUGGCAUUCACCUGGACUAUUUCUUCUGUCCUGGCAGCUCCUCUUGCUAUCUUCAGGGAAUAUCGCUAUGAAGAGAUUCCUCCUAUCAAUCUGCGCAUGCCUGUCUGCUCUGAGAAGUGGCCCCAUGGCAUCAACAGGGAUGGAGUCAUCUACAGUCUCUCAAUGAUCCUACUAUUGUACAUUCUUCCUUUAGCAAUCAUUAGUUAUGCAUACAUAUGCAUUUGGGUCAAACUGAAAAACCAUGUCAGUCCGUCCAGCCGUAACGACAGCAUCAACCGACGCAAGAAAACCACAAAGAUGCUAGCACUGGUAGUAGUGGUAUUUGCAACUAGUUGGCUGCCUUUACAUGUGCUCCAGCUGGCCACUGAUCUGGACUUGGUGCUCCGGUUUGAGGAGUAUAAGCUCAUCUUCACAGUGUUUCACAUCGUGGCUAUGUGCCCUACCUUCACCAACCCUCUCCUCUAUGGAUGGAUGAAUAAAAACUACAGGAAUGGCUUCAUAAUGGUGUUCCGUUGCGAGGACAAGGCAGAUACUUUCCACCCAGAUGGGUCGUUCAGGACACGCUCUGUAAGAGGGCCCACUCUGAACGGUCGUAACAGCAGACACCCUACUACUGCUGUAUGAGAUUUGUCUUGUUUAAAAGCAGAAUUUUAGCACAUUAGCUAGACCUCUGCUUUAAGGGGUGUGUGGUUCUCAAGAAGCAUUUUGACUUAAAAGAACUGACCUAUGGGUGUAUUUCAAUUGUAUCUAUCCUGAAGCUUUCCGCUCUUUGUUGGUUUUCAAGAACCUUGAAAACCAUUUGUCCACAAAAGUUCAAAGUACAGGUACCUUAGGUACAUACAGUAUGUGUCACUUACUUCUGGUCAAUACUGAACUGCUGAGGUGUUGCUGCUGCUGACAGUGUCUUAAAAGUAAAAAAUAAAGCAAAACAAAACUACAUGUUCUUUUAUGCUUUUGGUCUAGUGUUUCCAGCUGAAUAAAUUCCAGCUGGAAAAAUUUGUUAUUGUUUGCAAAUGCAACAUUUAGGUAUAGCUAUUUGCACAACUAUGAUAAGAUUAGGAGAUGGUUUUCUAAAUGAUACCAAUAAAGCAUAAUUUUCUGACUAUUUUAACACUGGGUACAUUAUAAAACAGCAUUAAGAUAACUACCAAGUAUGUGAAAUCCUUAAGCUGCUAUCACGUUAUUUUCUAUUUUGCCAUGUGUGCUGGGCCUUAAAAAUGAGUUUCAUAAAACUAAGCAGGAUAAAAAGGAAUCAUUUUGGAAACAUCAAAUCAUAUCACAGUUUUGAUGGGUGUUUGUCACUUUUGACAUGUUCCCACUUUACAUAAUGCAUAUAAAUUGGGAUUACAUGGAGCAGUAUUAUGUAAUAUCUACUUUUUUAGCUUUAUAUCAUGUUAUAAUGUUAUUUCCUCAUCAAAACCAUGCCUGGAGUGUUGCUUUGAUUCUUUCAUGCAUGCUUGAGAAAUCAUUUGAUCUUGUUUUGCACAACCAUUCAGUUGUACAAAACUCUUGGUGGGACUGAUCUUCUUUGAGGAUGAAGCUCCCCCUCAGAGCUGCAGUUUCCACGCUGCAGAGCCUCUUCCUCACAGAUCUCUGCAACUUCCUCACUCAGCUCCUUCAGACUAGUCAGCAGCAAUUAGCCAACGCCUGGUGGAACUGUGCAUCUGCUGAUCUCAUUAUACCCGCUACUUCUCAAUGGUUGCAUUGUUGCUCAAGGGUCUAUAGAGGAGUGAUGUUGUGAUGACUUCCUGAAAGUUGAGUGCUGGAAAGAGUGGGACAUUCAGCCUGCCGUAGCUAAUGAUCAUGUUAUGUUACUUAAUAUUUUUCACUGAUUACUUCAUUUAUCUAUAUUCAAGUGUUCAGUGUCAACAAAUUUUGAACACUUCAACGUUUUUAACCAAGGCUUGUUUACAAUGUCUUUCUCCAGUUGGGCUUUUGGUUAAACAUACAAUGUUUUUUAUAUUAACUAUCCUACAGUAUUAAAUGCAAGGACAAGUAGUGAUGCUGGAAAGUGAUUUACCUAAGACAGUAUGUAAUCCUACCCCAAUAAAACACUUGGCAGAUAAGCAACAAUGUGACAAAGGUGUUAGUGCCUAACGCAAUGCAGUGUUCUCGCUAUCAUACUUACCUAUUCAGAAAUGGCUAACAACCUAUCAAAGCUCCACCCUUUUGAGGGUAUUUCCAAAAGUGCUACCUCCCUACCCUGGACCCUGCAGCUUAAAUGAGAGGGGACAAGAGAUAAUAACACCUCUGCAUAGAGACAAUGGUUGACACAAGGCAUUGGUCACUAAAGAGGGCCCAAUGCUUUGCAUGCAAAUCUCUUUAUAAGGCUCUUUGUUGAAUUGUGAGUGGUACUUGUAAGGUACAUAUCUAAUUUAUUCAAAUAUGUAUCUAAAAUGUUUACCUAUGUCUUAUGUAAACAUGUUCCACUGUAUGUACAUAAUUCUUGUUGCUAAAUAAUGUUCAACUUUGCAGGAUAUUUUCUAGUGAGAAAGCAGAGAUUUAUGUGACAGUGAAUGUAGACUUCUCAUGAUACUUCGGUAAUUGUUUUAUCAUUCAUUCAAAUCCUCUAAUAUGGAAAAAUAGAAGUUAAUUGUUCUCACCUGGCCACCAGCUGUUCUUGAUUAGACAGAGCAGCAGGACUAUGUGUCCAGAAGAAUGGGACUGGAAACCGGUGACCUGUGUGACGCCAGGGCAGCACACUGUUGAUGUCAUCAUUACAGAAACUUGUUCAAGGGGAUGUAAAAAGAACAUGCAAUUCUGUGUUCAUUACGCUGCUGCUAAAGUGACCUUUCUGUUGAUCGUAUUUAAUAAAUGUGGGGACAUGAAUCAACAACGAGGCCUCAGGGUACAGGUUUCAAUCCUGGACCUGAUACAUUACAGCUGCUGUUUCUAGAAAGACAACUUAUUGUUUGUUCCUCUGUGUCAAAUAAAGAGAUAUUGGUUGUGUA
This is a messenger RNA of Xiphophorus hellerii (green swordtail), 3691 nucleotides long. RefSeq names its product neuropeptide Y receptor Y7 (gene npy7r). Gene Ontology annotation, biological process: G protein-coupled receptor signaling pathway. The coding region runs from base 249 to 1364 and encodes 371 amino acids. Gene Ontology annotation, cellular component: membrane. NCBI's taxonomy places the organism in Eukaryota, Metazoa, Chordata, Actinopteri, Cyprinodontiformes, Poeciliidae. The record is from RefSeq and is a predicted model, not a curated record. The transcript is spliced from 2 exons. Gene Ontology annotation, molecular function: neuropeptide Y receptor activity.